This is a messenger RNA of Phytophthora sojae, 330 nucleotides long. RefSeq lists its product as hypothetical. Bases 1 to 330 code for a protein of 109 amino acids. The transcript has a single exon. The record is from RefSeq and is a predicted model, not a curated record. Lineage: Eukaryota; Oomycota; Peronosporomycetes; Peronosporales; Peronosporaceae.
AUGCCUGCACCUGUCAUCAAUACCAGCGGCGUGGACGUCUGGACGGACCUGCUGAUCGCCUGCCUCGUGGUCUUCGUGGUGCUGGCGCCGGCGUUCAUCUUCCGGGUGCCGGAGGACGCCGAAGCGGCUGCGUCUCCGAAGGCCUCCACGCCCGCGCGAGCCUCCAUCUACUACCACAGCCGCGGCAGCGACUCGCGCGCAGAAGCCUACCGUCGACGAUCCGAGGUGCAACAGAGACCGAGCGGGAGUCGCGCGCCCGACAUCGCCAGCAAACCCGUCACCACCACCACGAGCAAGACUGCGGCGCCAUCGCAGAAGAAGGCGCUGUGA